AUGGCAGCAGCAAAGCUCUGUUGUACCGCGCCUGUUCGGUCACAUUCGCCUGAUGCUACACCCUCGAGGCCUGUCAGACACUUCAAGUCUCUGGCCAACAUCAAGAUACACUUUGCUAAUAACAAGCAUGCGACAACUGCCACGAACAGCUUGACAGAUAGAGGCCAACCGCGUUACUCUGCAGAUGAUCUUGAACUUCGGCAUAUCUUUGUUGCUGCUUCCUUGCCAGAGGAUCACCCUCACGCUCUCAGAAUAGGCCAUCGCAAGCCCGAAGUCGAUGAAACGAUCAUUCAAUCGCCAAGCUUCACCAACAAAUUGCGUAGACAGCUGAGUCGCAAGAGUCUGGUAACAGACAAGCCCCAUAGGGACACGGCAAGCAGGUCAAUUAUCAAGCACUUCCCCUUCCCCUACAAGAGACUGUUUCACGGUCUUCGAGAUCUUGCUGAUGAUUACGAUGACGAUGCUCAGUCGUUGCGUUUGCCCCAGUCUCGACUGGUUUCUCUUGAACAUGACAGCUCUGGAACGACAGACGCAAAGACAGUCCAGCACAUACGAUUCUGCGAACCCAGUGAUCGUUCUACCACUGCUGCGUACGAGCCACGUCGCUCGAUCAGCGUACCUCCAGCAACCUGCCCGGCUGACUCUGCAUCACCCCUGAGACGUUCACUUUCUUCUUCCAAUAUGCAGCAAGGGUUCAACGGCGCUCUUGCUAUCGACAUACCUGGUCCUACGUUCAUGAAUCCGGACGACAUAUGGCCGUCAUCUCCAUCGCCGGCCAAGGCGACCGAAGCGCAGUUCCAUAGCGCGCCCACCUCUGUCAGUUUGCAACUACCCCGACUUCCAUCUCCAAAGUCGGAUCAGCCGCAACUACUGAGAGCCAAAUCAAGAAGUAAUGACAAGCAUAAAGUGUCGCCGAAAGACUCGACCAACUCGCUACACCUAUACGAUAUGCAUAUCUCACAGCAUUUACGUACACGAUCGCAGAUUUCAGAGGCGUCAAGCGCAAGCGAGAUGGGUGGACAGAAUCGUCACACACAUGCAAGUCUUAACAGUAUUGUGCUCUCUUCCAUGGAUCUUCCGCGAUGCAAGAGUGUUUCGAGCUCUGGCUUUGCGGGCUCGGCUGGGCCUUCUACUUGGGAGACGGUUCUCGAAGACGAAUCGUCAUCCAUAUACAGUCGCAGACCAAGCACAACUCUGGAUACGCCACUUGCAUCGCCAAUGGAGUACGUAUCUGGUUUUCCUAGCCAGAUCAUCCAGGAAGCCCCGAUAAUGUCUGACUCACCCAAACUUGCGAAUGACGGCAAGACAAUGACCGCUCGUCAAGCAGAAAGAGUCGUGUCAGCAUCUACUGGUAUAAGUUUCGUAGCAAGUGGUUCAGCGUCUCGUUCUGACCUCAAAGACUCUGUGUCGGUGACCGGCUCAGCAUGUAACAGCAAUUUGCCUGCUCACAACACGUCAUGCUCCCUGCCAAAAAGUGACAGUUCUGGAAGCCUGGGUAAGCUAAGCAGAUUCAAGGAAGACCUCAACAAUCCAUCCAGUGCCCACAGAUCUAAGAAGAAGCGCCGCUCCGUCUUGCGCAUACUAUUCCCCAAUCUCACAUGGUCCAAACUUCGAAGUACCAGCACACCGUUGCUUGGCGGUAAAAACCAGUCUUCUCUCACUCAAACCUACGACGGAACCGGAGACUCUCAGGACUUGCUUUCUGUGCCACAUUCCUCCUCCAAGCCACACAGCAGUCAGCGCGCAGUCAGCUUCGCUAGCAGAGCGGAUAAGAGGCCUGCGAGUGCAAUCUCAACCGGCUCCUUGGCCGUUGCUCCAUCUUUGCAGUCACGGCAGUCCUUGGUCAGUUACGAGAGGAAUCUCUCGAUCGCGGGUAACAACCGCCGUCGCAAAUCGACAUUUGUCGAACCGAAGAGUUACGUGCAUGAGAACGAGAGUGAAGAUAAUUACCCACAACGGACUAUACAUCGUGCCAAUCCACUUCAAGGCCCCGGCAGAAAGGGAACGGAAGAGACCUUGAUGGAAAAGGCAUUGCUACAACACCAGGCGGAGAAAGCAGCCUUCCUCCGUCCAAAUGAUCAGAAGAUAGGUGGCGUCCCUUCUCCGCUGUAUGCCCCCGUCUUCACAAGCUCUUUCGGUUUCCAAUCUACUAGCGAGGCGAGACUGGCAGCAGCAACACUCGAUGACUUGGACCCGUUAGAAUCCGAUGGAUCGCCAGCUGCUCGUAGAAGCCAAAGCAUGCAUGAUCUUGGGUCCGCUGCUGGAACUUCGUUGUUCCGCAAGAAAAAGCGCAGCACUAUCUGGACUAUGAAUACCGCUACCACUAAAGGCACCAGAUCACACCUCCGCACAACUGCUCCACCUCGCUCCUGGAGUCGCUAUCCAUCUCAUACGCGGGAGAGACGUUGCGGCCCAGCUGGUCGCCGUGAUGGCAUAAUCUGUCGAGAUUUUGCUCAUGACCGAGAAACGCGCAAUGUACAACAAACGGCCUCCUCGAAUGAGAUACUGGACUCACCUAAGAGCUGGCCACGUCUGAUCAAUGCCAAGAGAAGAAAUUGGAUUGUAAAAUCGCGAUCGAUGACAUUUGGGACAGUCUUCCGCUACUACACUGAUCUGCUUACUUCAUCAGCAGCCCGUAACCGCCGAUCGUCUACAACAACAGGUGGUAGACUAGAGCAUCCUGAGCUUGAGGUUUUGCCUCCAGUUCUGUCGACACAUUCGACUACCUCACAACAAGCAGGAACCAUGGACCAUCUUUCUCGUCUUAUAGAAGCAGAGGAUCAUCAAACAAAAGGGGAAGAACUCGGUUUCAUCAAUGCUCAUCGUCAUGACUCAGCAUCGGGUGUAGACAAAUCUCCAUCUCUACAUGCUUCGCCCGCUCGUUGUAUUCAUGACAGAACACAGUCCACACACAGUCAGGAAGCCACUGAGUGUGUAACAGAAGAUCCAGUGGAAGACGAAUCUAUUUUGUCUGGUUCGGUGGACGGGAUCGUCGAGAACAGACCUGCAGAACCGGACGGAGCACUGAGUGCAAGAAGGCUGUCUCGCAUGUAUCAAGCCUACGUGCGGCUUCCAGGAUCUUUGGACAACACUGAAGUUGAGCGAAGUGGUGCUACAAAUAACUUCAUCUAUGCACCAGAUGGAUUCAACAUGGCUGGACCCUCUGAUAUUGACGUGGAGGCGCCUACCACUGAGCCUUCGACCAUCUCUCCCGACCACCAACGUCUGCCCUCUGGCCCAGUCACUCGGCAUUUCCCCUCGGUCACCGUGAUUGAUGAUCGUAAAGGACACUGGCGCAGUGUUAGUCUGUUGUCAGUGGACUCUGGAAAGAGCGUUCGCAAGAGCACUAGAGAUCUCCUGGAGGCUGUCAGAGCCACUCAAACACAGGAGCUCGAAAAACUGCUGGGCACAUCGGAGAUAUCGAUGACGGGCGACAAGACUCUUUGA
This is a messenger RNA of Aureobasidium namibiae CBS 147.97, 3447 nucleotides long. RefSeq lists its product as uncharacterized. The record is from RefSeq and is a predicted model, not a curated record. Bases 1 to 3447 code for a protein of 1148 amino acids. The transcript has a single exon. NCBI's taxonomy places the organism in Eukaryota, Fungi, Ascomycota, Dothideomycetes, Dothideales, Saccotheciaceae.